This is a messenger RNA of Cryptococcus deneoformans JEC21, 3919 nucleotides long. RefSeq lists its product as hypothetical. The transcript has 8 exons. The record is from RefSeq and is a predicted model, not a curated record. Gene Ontology annotation, molecular function: protein binding. NCBI's taxonomy places the organism in Eukaryota, Fungi, Basidiomycota, Tremellomycetes, Tremellales, Cryptococcaceae. Bases 25 to 3765 code for a protein of 1246 amino acids. Gene Ontology annotation, biological process: deadenylation-independent decapping of nuclear-transcribed mRNA. Gene Ontology annotation, cellular component: P-body.
ACUUGUCCCUUUUCAACAACGGGCAUGGACCACCAAACAAGGUUGUUCCAGAUGCUUAAUGCAGCGACUUCGCCGCCACCAAACAAAUCGGCGGCGACGGCGUCGUCACCUCGAGAACCGGAACCUACUCCACCACCACCUUCUCUUCAAAGCGUAAGCUUGAACGAUCUCUUCAAGGGCAUACAGCUCCAGACAUCAUCGCCUUCUGUAAGUGCCAAUGGCAGUGCUGCUGGUGUUGCUCUCGAAAAAGCCUCAAACGCUUCCGUUGCUGGGCCCACGAUCGGACUCGGUCAUAUCGGUCAGCACACUCCGGGCACGAGGUCUGCUUCACAAGCUAGCGUGGGUUCGGCACCGGUAUCAAGUCCCCCUCCUCCUUCAGGACCGGCUCAAGAUCAGAGGGCAAAGUUGCUUGGUAUGCUGUCUUUUGGUGGGAGCGGCGCCGGCACGCCUGUUAAUGUCACUACAAGUGGGUUUCCAACGCCACUUUCGGGACAUGUCCAACCUGAAAGUCAGGCCAGUGCUCCAUUCGGAGGAAUCAAGAGCCCGGUAAUCGAUCACAGCAAUCCGCCCCAACCUAACAUCACGCCUGCUCAAGACCCCGCGAUUGCAUCCCCUCCAAUCGUGGAAUCCAACGCCACUCAAACUCCUGAGCCUGCCCAGCCUCAAGGGCAAGGCGAGCAACCGAGACCCAAGUCUGCUGUGCCCAACUUCUCUUUUGUGUCUCCUUUCGAUGCCUUUGACGACCCAACUCCGGUUGCUGUUUCUCCUGCAAAGGAGAAAAAGCCUGAACCCGAAGUUGUCAAGCACGAAGAAAAGAUACAAGCCACUGCACCGGCGCCAAAGGAAGUGAAGGGUAAGAAGGAUAAGGUCAAGAGUCCUGCUCCUUCUAAAGCUCCUGAACUUCCUGUUGCCGCCCAAGAGGCCUCGCUCAAGGAAGAGCCCGUGGCCGAUAAUGCCCUCCCGCAGAACCAGCAGGGCAGCGGACCCAAGACAACUCAGUCUCAUAUCACUAUCGACCUUUCCGAACCCAAUCUUGAUUCUCUUAUUUCCACUCCUGACCUUUUGUACAUCCAACCAACGACUCUAUUGAAGGUUGAUGUUGGAUAUAAGAAAGGCAGGAAGGUCGGGCUGACAAGGCAAUUCGUGGCUUAUACCAUGUCCAAAGGCAAGAUCAGGCUUAUCGACAGCCGUAGUGGCGCUCGGCUCAUGCUUCAAACCACCACUUCCACUCCCGGCCCUAUCAUCGACAUUGCAGUCUGUCCUGUAUACGUCGCGGCCCUCGCAGCGGACCGCUCUUUAUGGAUCUGGCGUGUCCCCGCUGGCUGGAGGGAAGAUAACCCACCUGUUGACUUGACCUUGAUUAGCCACACUACCGGUAGCGCUAUUGGCAAAGCGUUCAAGGUCGGAUGGUUGAAGAAGAACGGGGCUGACUGGGUGAUUGUGGCGGGUGAUGAAGGUGUGACGAUGUUUGAUCCUACCCGAGAAGGACGAGGUGUGAAGAAGGCCGAAGAAACAUUUGCGGGCAAGACUAUUUUCCGAACGAUGGGCAAUGUCGUCGAUUUUUGUGUGAACAACACGCAAAGUGCGAUGGGUAUCCUUUCCUCUGAUUCAACGUUCUCGCUAUACAGUACACAAAGCCUCAACAGAGUCUGGCAACGCUCCAUCCCAUCGUCUUCCCCUCAUUCACCUCCUUCUUCUGCCCACUUUAUCGAAUCCAACGUCCUUAUCGGAAGAGAGCAGAAUACUCAUUUCGAUCUUGUCCAAAUCACAGUCAGUCUUGCCGUCUUGUCAUCCAUUCAUUUUGUCGCGCCUCCAGGUCUGGAUGCGUCAUCGCAUUAUGCUCACGCGAUGUAUGAUCCCUUUUCUGGGUUGCUCUUCAUCACGCCCUUUGCCCGAAGCUCGCUCUACGCUUUCAGGUACGCUCUCAAGGAUACUGAGCCUGUAAGGGAUGCGGGCAGCCCGAACAGCCCUCAGGUUGUAGCAUUCGACAGGAUGGCAGAAUUCCCACUUACCCAACAAGGAUCUUCUGGAACUGGCGUAGUUACAAUCGGAAUGAUUGCCCAUUUGGGUAGAGAUCCUGGGCCGGGAAGGGAGGAAGGUGAUUUGGAGUGGUUUUAUGGUACGGCAGAAGGGUUUGCCAGUGCUAGUAUGGGGAAACAGGCGACGGGUUUAGUUAAAGGCGGCGUUGUUGCUUCUGCUGUAGCUUCGUCUGCGGCAGCUGCUACAUCUGUUGAGCCAAAGAAGGAAAAGGAGGCAGAAAAGGAGAUACAACAACCUGAAAAGAAGGAGAGGAAAAAGUCUGCUCAAUCUACUCCCACCAGCAAGACCCUUCCCCUUCCUCAAAAUCUCCCUGUUCCUCAGCCUCUGCCGAGCAUUGGUUCCCGGACCAACAGCACUUCCGGAUCAUUAGUGGAGGAGGCAGGUGGUGCCGCUGCUGCCGCCGCUAGUACUGGAAUGAACUCGAGGAAGCUUAAGAAGGAGAAAAGGAAGGAGGAGAGGGCGUUGGCGAGGGCGCAAGCUGCUGCUGAGGCGGAGAGCAAGAUUGAGGCUGCUUGGGGAGCUGAGACUUUGUCGGCUGUUCCAGAGGCGAAGAGCGAGAGAGCAGAGGCGAAGAGCGAGAGAGGAGCGGCGGCUAACGAGGAGGCUCUCAAGCAAAUGGAAGGUCGCCUUUCUACUCAAUUCCAGGAUCUCCUUACUGCUUCCAUUUCCCCUCUUUCGGCGCAGCUCGCCACUAUCGCCUCACCUUCGUUUUCCAGCAACAUUGCGGCUCGAGUCGAACGUUCUCUCCAGCCUCAAAUUAUGUCUUCUAUCAGUAUCGAGCUCCAAAAGAAUUUGAAGGGAUUAAUGCCCCAGAUGGUUGGUGAAAUCAGUAACGAGGUUCAAAGAGAGGUGAAGAGCUGUUUAGACAAGGUGCCAAAGGAUUUGGAGAAGGGCUUGGGCCCGGUGGUCAGUAGGACUGUUGCAGGAGUUGUCCAGACUUCUGUUGAGAAGAUGAUUCAACAAGCCAUUCGCUCCCACCUUCUUCCCACGCUCACCCAAUCAACCUCUUCCCUCACAGACACGCUUCUUACCGAGCUGAAAUCGGAGAUGCUUCAAAUUAGAAAAGAGCUUACCCCACUCCCACCACCCGUUGUUCCCGAGACGAAGCGAAAUGUCGGAGAAGAUGAAUUGUUGAACAAACUUCAAGAGAUGUCGCAGCAGAUGGAGGCCUUGCAGACUGCUGUCAAGGAUAUCCAGGGAAGAAACCUCAACGGUAUCAACCAUGCUCAAUCUGUGUCCAACCUUUCCACCACUCAAGGUCCUCUCCCACCUCCCAUUCAGAACACCCGACUUCCCACACCCGCCCAAUUGGAAGACACUUUCCUUGCCGCUCUCACUGCUCAGACAGUACCAUCCACUCUCCAGCUUGUGGAUGACCAUCUAGGCUUGACGGAUUACUGUUUGCCCGUAUCAGGUAAAAGUCCUUUGAGCCAGGCAGUUUUGUUGACCUUGUUACAUCGCACGUCUAUUGCGAUUGCCGACAUCCCGGCGCAGCACCCCGUGUUCCCCCAUCUCGUCACUUGGAUCAGACGCACAAUCAACCUCCUCGACCCUAGUGACCCCAACAUCAAGGAAUACAUUGUCCGCCUUUACCCUGUCGUGCAGACGCAUUUGAGCAACGUUAUUGCCUCUGUGCAAGCGUCUGGCAACCCUCAUGUGCAGGCGCAAUUCCUGCCGGUGUUGAAGGAGAUUGGGGACGUGUUGGCUGCCAAGGUUAACGUCUAGGUAUUGGAGUCGAGUCGAACGGGGGGGAGGGGCGUAAAGAGAUGGAGCGCGAGUGUGGGUGAGAUGCAGAGGAAAAAGAAGCAAAGAAAAGUCGCAGCAAAAAGUUUCUGGGACGAUAUCUAGUAAUGAAAGUAGUCUGUUCAUAAAGCAUGGC